AUGGCAGACGAACAUACACCCUCUACUGUGGAUUCCGUCGUCAAUGAAGACCUCUUGCCUUUCGACUUCGACAAGGAGAUUCCACGCUACAUUCAGAAACGCGAUGAAGCUGGUAUCAAGCCCCGCUCACUGGGGGUCGUUUUCAGAAACCUGCGCGUAGUCGGCCUGGGAGCUAUUGCAUCUUAUCAACCAACGCUUGGUUCAAUCUUGAACCCGCUCAACAUUGUUGGAAAGAUCAAGAACGUUCGCCACCCUCCGAUCCGGGACAUUCUAAGUGGCUUCGAAGGCGUAGUGCGACCAGGAGAGAUGAUUCUCGUCUUGGGCCGACCCGGUUCCGGAUGCACCACUCUCCUCAAAACCCUCGCCAACCAACGGAAAGAAUUCUACUCGGUUGAAGGCGACGUUCGCUAUGACUCCCUCUCACCACAAGAGAUGAGCGCCAACUUCCGGGGCGACAUCCGAUACUGUCCUGAGGAUGACAUUCACUUUCCGACACUCACGGUCGAUCAAACCCUCACGUUCGCAGCGGCAUCUCGGACUCCCCUCCAGCGCCUCGGCGCGACGAGGCAGCAGUUCGCACACGUCCUGACGCAAACUUUGUUGGCUGUAUUCGGACUGAGACACGCUAAGAACACCCCGAUUGGGGACGCCAUCAUUCGUGGGGUUAGUGGUGGAGAGAAGAAACGUGUUUCGAUUACGGAGGCUUUGGCUAGUAGGAGCCCUAUCGGUGUAUGGGACAACUCAACAAGAGGUUUGGAUUCUAGCACAGCGCUAGAGUAUGUGCGCGCCCUCCGCCUUGCGACGGACACCUUCAACUUGACCACCAUCGUCUCCUUCUAUCAAGCUGGAGAGUCCCUUUACAAGCACUUCAACAAGGUUUGUGUCAUCCACGAAGGUAGAAUGGUGUAUUUUGGUCCUGCAGACAAGGCCAGGCAGUACUUUAUCGACAUGGGAUACGAACCAGCAAACAGGCAAACAACCGCCGACUUUCUCGUCGCCGUCACCGAUCCCAAUGGCCGAAUCCCCCGUGCAGGUAUUAGUACUCAACCGCGGUCAUCCACAGAAUUCGCAGACUAUUUCCUCAAGUCGAACAUUGGUGCUCAGAAUCGCCAAGAGGUUGAUUCGUACGUGGCGGAGUUUGUAGGGAAACCUGCUUUGGCGGAGGCCUACAAGGAAAGCGCUCAGGCGGAGUUUGAGGGGGCCAACAGGAUGAAGAGCCCAUACUUGCUAAGCAUCCCCCAGCAGGUUCGCGCUCUCAUGAGGCGAAGGGUUCAGAUUAUCCGGGGCAACCCGCUCGUGACCUUUAUCCGUCUCUUUGCCAACGUCUUCCAGGCUCUCAUUAUGGGCAGUGUAUUUCUGAAGAUGCCCGAGGAUACAGCAAAUUUCUAUUCGCGGGGUGGCAUCCUGUUCUUCUCUCUGCUUUUCUCCGCUUUGACAGCCUUGGCUGAAAUUCCUGCGCUCUAUUCCCAACGCCUCAUCGUCGUACGGCAUGAACAAGCGGCUCUGUAUCACCCGUUUGUUGAAGCUUUGGCCCUCACAUUGGUUGAUAUCCCGCCGACGUUAUUCAUCGUUAUUGUGUUCACGAUCGUUUUGUACUUCAUGACUGGCCUUCAAAGAACUCCGGGCCAAUUCUUCGUAUUCCUUCUCUUCUUGUUCUCCGAGGCGGUUACGAUGAAGUCAUACUUCCGCGCCCUCGCCGCCGCGUGCAAGACCCAAGACGCCGCACAGGGAAUUGGAGGUAUCUCCGUUCUAGUACUUGCUAUCUAUGCAGGCUAUAUCAUACCAAAACCCUCUAUGAUUGGGGCUUUGCGAUGGCUCAAUUAUAUAAAUCCACUUCGAUAUGGGUGCGCUUUUCUGCUAAGGUCAAUUCCAAGAUCUAAUAUUCUUCAAAGAUUUGAAGCUUUGUUUACCAAUGAAUUUCAUACUAUUCGCGGCAAAUGUUCUUCUCUUGUUCCGCAAGGUCCGGGCUACCCGAAUGUCAGCAUUGAAAAUCAAGUUUGCACUGUUGUCGGAUCCCAGCCUGGCCAGUUGUACGUCGACGGUAAUCUUUUUGCAGGAUUGUCGCAUGAAUAUUAUUGGUCCAACGCGUGGCGGAAUUUUGGCAUUGUGAUCACUUUCGGGAUCGGUUUCACCCUCGCGCUACUGGUGUUCACGGAGUAUAAUACCUCAUCAGCAUUCGCAUCACCUGUUAUUCUAUUCAAACAAGGUUCCGGUGCUAACAAACUCUCCACCCCCAGUGACGAAGAGUCCGUCAAUGAAAAAAUCUCAGAUACCACCGACGAGGAUGAGAAGCCGCUUAAAACGACCAUCAACAGUUCGCCAACGGCUGACGUUUUUACCUGGCAACACAUCAACUAUACGGUGCCGAUUCCGGGAAAUGAAGUGCGGCAGUUGCUUUCUGACGUUUCGGGAUAUGUGGCGCCUGGAAAAUUGACCGCCUUGAUGGGAGAAUCGGGUGCGGGGAAAACGACCCUUCUCAACGUCUUGGCGCAGAGAGUUGACGUUGGUGUCGUGACGGGUGAUAAAUUUGUCAAUGGGCAAGCCCUCCCCGCCGAUUUCCAGUCUCAGUCAGGGUAUUGUCAGCAAAUGGAUACACACGUACCUACCGCCACAGUUCGUGAAGCGCUUCUCUUUUCUGCGAAUUUGCGACAACCAAAAUCUGUUCCUCUGUCGGAAAAGGAGGCUUACGUUGAGGAGUGCCUCAAGAUGUGUGGACUUGAGCGAUACGCCAAUGCUUCAGUUGGUUCAUUGAGCACCGAGCACAAAAAGCGCACCACUAUCGGCGUCGAACUUGCCGCCAAGCCCAAGCUUCUGCUAUUUCUCGACGAGCCAACGUCUGGUCUUGAUUCACAAAGUGCAUGGGCUAUCAUUCUAUUCUUGAGAAAGCUCGCAGACAGCGGUCAGGCAAUUUUGUGCACGAUCCAUCAGCCCUCCGCAGAAUUGUUCCAGGUUUUCGAUAGAAUGUUGCUACUUCAAAAGGGUGGUCGAACGGUUUACUUCGGUGACCUCGGGACCAAUGCCAUCACCCUCAUUGAUUACUUCGAACGUCAAGGAGCUCGUCGAUGUAAAGCCGACGAAAAUCCUGCGGAAUACAUGCUGGAUGUCAUCGGCGCUGGUGCGACCGCUACUAGCGGGGAAAAUUGGCACGAGCUGUGGCAAGCAUCUAUCGAAUCCAAGCGCGUCCAACAAGAAAUCGAAACAAUCCAUAUUGAAGGACGUAGCCGACCAGCGGUCGAAGCGUCGAUUCGCACUGAAUUUGCCACACCUUGGCUCUACCAGACAACCCAACUUUUAAAGCGUGAUGCUCAGGCCCACUGGCGCAAUCCGACUUACCUGAUGGCGAAACUUAUUCUCAACACCGUCGGAGGGCUUUUUAUAGGAUUCACCUUUUUCCACUCAAAGGACAGUCAGCAAGGAACGCAGAAUAAGCUCUUCUCAAUAUUCAUGGCGACCAUCCUUAGUGUCCCGCUUUCUAAUCAGUUGCAAGUACCUUUCAUCGCCAUGCGAACUGUCUACGAAACAAGGGAACGUCCUAGUCGGAUGUACGGUUGGACCGCACUGGUCACAUCUCAAGUCUUCGCAGCGAUUCCUUGGAAUAUUUGCGGGUCCACCUUAUUGUUUUUGACGUGGUUUUGGACAGUCGGUUAUGAAUCUUCAAGGGCGGGUUAUACGUAUCUCAUGUUGGGCGUGAUCUUUCCCCUUUAUUAUACCACCAUUGGACAGGCAAUUGCAGCAAUGUCACCGAGCGCAGAGGUAGCAGCCCUACUUUUUUCUGUUCUAUUCUCAUUUGUGAUUAUCUUCAACGGGGUACUGCAGCCUUUCAGUAAUCUUGGAUGGUGGCGCUGGAUGCAUCGCCUUUCUCCAUAUACCUACCUAAUCGAGGGUUUGAUGGGUCAAGCUAUCGGCCAUCAACAAGUCCAGUGCUCAGCGGUCGAACUUGUCACCAUCACUCCGCCGUCUGGUCUGACGUGCGGGCAGUACAUGAACCGCUUCAUCUCAGUCGCAGGCGGUUACCUGACAAAUCCAGAUGCCUCCUCUUCGUGUGAGUUCUGUGGAAUCCACACUACCGACCAACUACUAGGAAGGGUGUUUGAUAUUUCGUAUAACCACCAUUGGCGCAAUGUUGGCAUAAUGAUCGCGUUUUUCUUCUUCAACUUUGCCUGCGUUUACCUUUUCACCUACAUUUUCCGGAUUCGUAGAGGUAAACUUCUGCCAUCUCGUUCUUCCAAGAAGCCAUAG
Laccaria bicolor S238N-H82 is the source of this 4239-nucleotide messenger RNA. RefSeq names its product pleiotropic drug resistance ABC transporter. Bases 1 to 4239 code for a protein of 1412 amino acids. Gene Ontology annotation, biological process: transmembrane transport. NCBI's taxonomy places the organism in Eukaryota, Fungi, Basidiomycota, Agaricomycetes, Agaricales, Hydnangiaceae. The record is from RefSeq and is a predicted model, not a curated record. Gene Ontology annotation, cellular component: membrane. Gene Ontology annotation, molecular function: ATP hydrolysis activity; ABC-type transporter activity; ATP binding. The transcript is spliced from 27 exons.